AUGGCCUUGAACCAUACUGCCAUGCCCCAGGAUGAGCGCCUGCCACGCUAUCUUCAAGACGAGGACCCCUUUGCUUCCAAACUUUCCUGGGAAGCGGAUUUAGUGGCUGGCUUUUACCUAACAAUAAUAGGGAUUCUCUCUACAUUUGGAAAUGGGUAUGUCCUUUAUAUGUCUUCUAGACGCAAGAAGAAGCUGAGGCCUGCUGAAAUAAUGACUAUCAAUUUAGCAGUCUGUGAUCUGGGGAUAUCAGUUGUAGGCAAGCCGUUCACCAUCAUCUCUUGCUUCUGCCACCGCUGGGUGUUUGGCUGGUUUGGCUGCCGCUGGUAUGGAUGGGCUGGAUUUUUUUUUGGCUGUGGAAGCCUUAUUACCAUGACUGCUGUCAGCCUGGACCGUUAUCUCAAGAUCUGCUAUCUAUCUUAUGGGGUCUGGCUGAAGAGAAAGCAUGCCUACAUCUGCCUGGCAGUCAUCUGGGCUUAUGCUUCUUUCUGGACCACCAUGCCCUUGGUGGGCCUGGGGGACUACGCACCUGAGCCCUUCGGAACCUCGUGCACCCUGGACUGGUGGCUGGCCCAGGCUUCAGGUAGGGGUCAGGUGUUCAUCCUGAGUACCCUCUUCUUCUGCCUCCUGCUCCCGACGGCCGUGAUUGUUUUCUCAUACGCGAAGAUCAUUGCCAAGGUCAAGUCGUCUUCCAAAGAGGUCGCUCAUUUCGACAGUCGGAUCCAUAGCAGCCACGUGCUUGAGGUGAAACUGACCAAGGUGGCGAUGCUGAUCUGUGCUGGUUUCCUGAUUGCCUGGAUCCCUUACGCGGUUGUCUCCGUGUGGUCAGCUUUUGGACGGCCAAACUCCAUUCCCAUUCAGCUAUCCGUGGUGCCCACCCUCCUUGCAAAGUCUGCAGCAAUGUACAAUCCGAUCAUCUACCAGGUCAUUGACUACAGAUUUGCCUGUUGCCAGGCCGGUGGUUUGAGAGCAACCAAGAAGAAGUCUUUGGAAGACUUUAGGCUGCACACUGUGACUGCAGUCAGGAAGUCUUCUGCUGCGCUGGAGAUCCAUCAAGAGAGCAGUUCCAGAUUUACUAGUGCCCAUGUUAUGGACGGAGAGAGUCACAGUAAUGAUGGUGACUGUGGCAAGAAAUAA
Messenger RNA from Acomys russatus (golden spiny mouse), 1134 nucleotides. It is a transcript of the gene Opn5, whose product is annotated as opsin 5. Lineage: Eukaryota; Metazoa; Chordata; Mammalia; Rodentia; Muridae. The transcript is spliced from 7 exons. Gene Ontology annotation, cellular component: membrane. Gene Ontology annotation, biological process: visual perception; G protein-coupled receptor signaling pathway. The coding region runs from base 1 to 1134 and encodes 377 amino acids. Gene Ontology annotation, molecular function: G protein-coupled receptor activity. The record is from RefSeq and is a predicted model, not a curated record.